Molecule: messenger RNA, 4234 nt
Organism: Thrips palmi
Lineage: Eukaryota; Metazoa; Arthropoda; Insecta; Thysanoptera; Thripidae
Gene: Tl
Product: protein toll
Exons: 8
Coding region: 419-3649 (1076 amino acids)
Biological process (GO): immune response; toll-like receptor signaling pathway
Cellular component (GO): membrane
Molecular function (GO): transmembrane signaling receptor activity; protein binding
Source: RefSeq, a predicted model, not a curated record
ACCGUGGAGUCGACCGGAGGCGAAGUGCGUUUCGUCUGCGUUACGUCCGCGUCACGAUCCAGCAAGCAGUCGUCACGCGUCGUCACGUCGCUUGCCCCUCAAGAUGGCGGUGUUGGUGUAGUGCUUUCAGUGCUCCCGAAGUGAUCAGUGUUUGUGCCAGCGACUGUCAGCGCAGCCCGUCGCGGGCCCCAGCUGUGUGGCCGCCCCGCCGCCCGCUGCAACGCGUCACCGCUGCCCGCCGUCCUGCCCGUCCAGUCCGCGGAGUCCUGUGCUGACCUUGCCAGGUCUCCGGCUGAGGCUCCCGAUCUCGUGACGCUGCUUGGCUGCGCCCCACUACGCGCCGCCACGGCCCCGUGCCACGGCCAGCGCCGCCUCGACCGGCCAACCACCAGGCUGCAUGCGGAUCGACACCUAGCUGAUGGGUACCACCAUGAAAAGGCACUUGUCAACAACACUAUGGCUGGCCUAUGUUGUUUCACUGGCCCUAACGGCAACAAGUGCUCUUGCGCAGGAGUUCUCCUGCCCCAAGAACUGCUCCUGUGCUCGCGAAGACCGUGAUGAAUUUGAAGUAACAUGUCCUAGUGAUGGAGAAAGGAUAGCCCUCAAGCUACAGCCUCGCAGCAAAGCCAUAUUUUUAUGCCAAGUGAGCACUGUUUCUGAAGACUUCACUUUGCUGAAAGAUGUUAGUGUUGAUGCUGGUCCUGCCAUGGAAUUUAGGCUGUGCCCACUCCCAGAUGUGGCUUUCACUGAUCUCUUGCGGCUUCGAAAUGCUGCCAAAAUCCAGACAUUCACCUACUCAUCACAUAGAAAGUUCAACGAGACAUUGGAGAGAAAAUUAUUCAAAGGAUUAACAGGUGUCACUUCAUUGUCUCUUGCAAACAAUGGCCUGACUACUCUGCCAUUUGAUCUUCUCAUGGACAUGCCGCUUCUUCAGCAAAUAUCUUUCUUGAAUAAUAUGGUGCAGUUACCAGCGGACUUUUUCCAGCCUGCGCUCAGUCUUAGGACCAUAGAGCUUGGAAAAAAUGAACUCACAGUUAUUCCUACUGAUCUGUUCCGUAAUCUGAAGAAACUUGAUCUUCUAAACUUAUGGAAAAACAAGCUGUCCAAUUUAUCACCAGAAAUGUUCAAGGAUCUCACAAGUUUGACAUCACUUGAUCUUCGACACAAUGGACUUUCAUCACUACCAGCUGAUAUUUUUAAACAUUUGACAAGCCUAAAGAAUCUCCGAUUGGAUGGAAAUGAUUUCCAAACUCUACCAGCUGAUCUUUUCAAUUCAAACAAAGGAUUGGAAACUGUUCAUUUGUCUGAUAGUCGAAAACCCAAUUUUAAACUUCCAAGUGGAUUUUUUGCAAACCUUCCAAACUUAACAACGCUUGAUUUAAAUAAUGCUGGUUUAAGAGACCUUCCAAAUGAUAUAUUUUGGGGGUCUAAUAAGAUAACCAGUAUUUCUAUGAGAAACAAUCAACUGAAAGAAAUCUCAAAUGAAGUAUUUCAGAAUGCUACUGACUUAGAGAAGAUCAACCUUUCCUUCAAUCACAUAAAUUCUCUGCAAGAGUAUGUUUUUCAGCAAUGCAAGAAGCUCAGAACUCUUGAUAUUUCACACAACAAAAUGACUAAUUUAUCACGGAAUGCCCUGUCUGGUCUUGACGCUCUGGAAGAACUACAUUUGGAGAAUAAUUUGCUUAGUUACAUAGACAAAGAUACUUUCUCUUCAAACUGCAAACUGAAAGUUCUUAAUAUGGCUAACAACAGAUUAUCAUUUGAUUAUCUCAUUGCGGAUUCAAGACCAUUCUUCGAAGAUAAUUCUCCUCUUUAUAAAUGUGCUGGUCUAGAGAAAAUUGAUCUCUCUAACAAUUCAAUUUCCUACAUCUAUAAUGAUUGGAAAAACUUCUUUACAAAUUUAAGUUUGAUAAAUAUGAGCCACAAUGCCCUUGAAAGUAUCAGCUUUUACUCCGAUGCAUUUAGUCCACAUCGUGACCGUGAGAUUGAUGUGAGUCAUAACAAAAUCUCUGUUUUUGACAUUGACGAGCGAUCUGAAUCAUGGGCAAUAGAAAAUGCCCAGUUGGCGAAUUCCGACAAAAGACAGACAUGGCUUUUGCAUGGAAAUCCUUUCUCAUGCAAUUGCUCAAGUUAUCACUUCUUCAGGUAUCUGGAGAAAAAGCUUUCACCAGAGGUUCAGCGUCUGGUCAACAUAGUACCUGGAAAUCUGGCCUGUGCAGGCCCAGAUGGGUGGCAGUCAACACCAGUUACCAAAGUGCUGUCAAAGGCUAUUACUUGCCCUUUGGCCCCGUCUGUUGCAUCCAUCUGCCCUCGGCCCUGCGCUUGCAAUUUCCGGGUUGCGGACACUGCUCUGAUUAUUGACUGUAUUGGGAAGAACUUGACGGAAGCACCUGCUGCACUACCAAGGAGCAGUACAUCUAAUCACACUGAGCUGUAUCUUACCCACAAUAAGCUUCAGGCAUUGCCAGACUUCACUCAGCCUGGUUAUGAAAUGGUGUCUAAACUGGCAUUAGGAUAUAAUAAUAUUACUGGAAUGCAUAAUGUAACAAACCUACCAAAAAUUCUGCAGGUCAUUGAACUGCAUCAAAACAACUUAACUGUAGUUGAAGCUGAAACCAUGGAGGCUUUUUCAAAUCUUACCAACUUGACAAGUCUUACUUUACAUGACAACCCAUGGAAGUGCGAUUGCCAUCUUCAGCCCUUAAUAAGCUUUGUUCAGGUCAACUUCAGAAAGAUUACAAAUCCGGAUAAAAUGAAAUGCUUGAAUGGUCAGCUUUUGUCAGCGCUAACAGUUUCAGGCUUGUGCUCCCAAACAAGCAGUGUUGUUUGGGCCUCGCUAGUCGUUGCAUUGCUGCUCGGCGCGCUCGUCGGAGCAUCAUUUGCUGUUUACUACAAAUACACCCGGGAAAUUAAGGCAUGGCUUUUUGCUCACAACAUGUGUUUGUGGUUUGUUACUGAGGAAGAGCUGGACAAGGACAAACUUUAUGAUGCCUUUGUUUCAUAUUCUCAUAAGGAUGAAGACUUUAUUUUAAAUGAGCUUGUCCCUAAUCUGGAGGGAGGUCCCAUUCCCUUCAAGCUCUGCUUGCACUACCGAGAUUGGGUUGCUGGUGAAUGGAUUCCAAACCAAAUAACAAGAUCAGUUGAAGAGUCAAGACGAACCAUUGUUGUUUUAUCUCCAAAUUUCUUGGAGAGUGUAUGGGGCCGGAUGGAGUUUAGGGCCGCUCAUUGCCAAGCACUUAAUGAAGGACGUGCUCGUGUUAUAGUUGUACUUUUGGGUGAUAUUGGACUCACAGAGGACUUAGACCCUGAGCUGCGUGCAUAUCUGAACAUGAAUACCUAUGUUAAGUGGGGUGACCCAUGGUUCUGGAAAAAGCUUAGGUAUGCCCUCCCUCAUCCUCCUAAAGCUAUGAAGAGUAGCAUAGAUCUAGUCAAUCGGAGCACCAGACACACAAAUGGCAAAUCGAAUGAUGAUAAAUUGGAACUAAUAUGUGAGCCAAAUGCUCUUCCGCCCGUAACCACUCCACCUGCUGAGGGCAAUAUCACUGAUCCUCUGUGCAUCAAAAACGCAUUCAAUGGAGCACUUUCCUCACCAAGGAAAGUUAUUAUUCCAAAUCAUGAAACAAAUGGAACUGCUGCUGCUGUUGGCUAAUUUUGACUAUUGUAAAAUGAAUAGAACUCGUGAUAAUCUGUGCCAUAGCACAUAUCCGUACAGUGAUUGUCUCAAAUAACGAUCUCAGUUAUGUUGAAGAAUUUGUUUUUUCUCAACAUUAAGUACCUGAAUCUAUGAUAGAUAUGCCCAGUGUUCGACUGUCAUGCCAGUGAUCAGUUGUAUUUCCCCCUUAAGUCAUGUAUAAUCAGAGGUUUUGAUAUAAACUAUGAAAAGACUGAUGUGUCAACUACAACUGUGCUCAAAAGACUUAAUUACUUGAAUUAGUUUGGAUGAAGUUUAUUAAGACUGCUCUAAUGUGUAGAAGAAUGCAUAUUUAAUUAUUUUGUAAGUGUGUUUGUGUUUGUGAUCUUUGUGUGUCCAUGUACUGUUAAUAGCAAUUGUAGUUUGUUUUUGUGUUUUAAAAAUAGUUCUGACGAAGAUGUUAUACUAUGACCUUUGAUGUGUGAGUUUGUGUGUGUGCGUGUUUUAUGUUGUCUUGCCCAUAUGCUUGUCACAUUCGACAUGUCAGUGAAAUCUGGCAUUAUGUGGAACCUAUAUUUAAAUUAAACUUCUGAAAACUGUCUC